This is a messenger RNA of Oncorhynchus kisutch (coho salmon), 445 nucleotides long. Its product is annotated as serine/threonine-protein phosphatase 2A 55 kDa regulatory subunit B beta isoform-like. Gene Ontology annotation, molecular function: protein phosphatase regulator activity. The transcript has 2 exons. Gene Ontology annotation, cellular component: protein phosphatase type 2A complex. Lineage: Eukaryota; Metazoa; Chordata; Actinopteri; Salmoniformes; Salmonidae. The record is from RefSeq and is a predicted model, not a curated record. The annotation marks the transcript as partial.
UGUGUGUACGCUGUGUGUGUGUGUACGCUGUGUGUGUACGCUGCGUGUGUGUGUGUCUGUGUGUGUGUGUGUGUGCUGUGUAUCCUCAGAGAGAACAGCAAACCCCGGGCCAUCCUCAGAGAGAACAGCAAACCCCGGGCCAUCCUCAAACCACGCAAGGUGUGUGUGGGAGGGAAGCGUCGUAAAGACGAGGUGACUGUUGACAGUCUGGACGUCAGUAAGAAAAUCCUCCACUCCACCUGGCACCCACAGGAAAACAUCAUCGCCGUGGCAGCCAGUAACAACCUUUACAUCUUCCAGGACAAGGUCACCUAGGGGUCAGCUUACUUCUGACCUCUAAGCCCUGACCCCACGCAGGGGAAGAGAUGGAGGGAGAGACUGAGAGGAUGGAGAGAGCGCUGGAGGGGAGUUACAGAGACAGAAGAGGAGAGGGAUGGAGGAGAGG